Messenger RNA from Haemonchus placei, 339 nucleotides. The record is from the annotation of a GenBank genome assembly. NCBI's taxonomy places the organism in Eukaryota, Metazoa, Nematoda, Chromadorea, Rhabditida, Trichostrongylidae.
AUGAAACAACAAUUUAUAAAAUCUUCGUCAGGAUACGUCUUUGCUGAUGCCGGCUUCGAUGUUUGGAUGGGAAAUAUGCGAGGAAACAAGUAUUCUAGAAACCACAUUAGUUUCAAUCCGUUCUUUAGCAGUUUCUGGAAUUUCACUUGGGACAAAAUGGCUCAGUACGACCUGUCCUCAAUGAUCGACCACGUACUAAUCACCUCUGGCCAAACGCACGUAUACUACGUCGGUCAUUCGCAAGGCACUCUCACGAUGUUCGCCAAGCUUUCCACCGACGCAGCCUUCUCCAAAAAGGUUAGCUUGCUGCAACACCAAUUUCCAAUAACUGUAGCUUAG